ACUUCAUUACCAUUGACCUUAAACACACCGACUGACAACCACCGCAACUACCGUUAUAUAUAUCACACUCUCCAUCAGUUACACGUUUUCUAUCAUUUACACACCACACACACUAAAAUUUAAUCAAUCCAAUGGCAGGCAUUCAAAGCAAGCUGAUGUCCAUCCUUCUUAUCUGCUCGGCUUCUCUUUUGAUCGCUGAUGCCAUUGACGUCAAAUACUGCAAAAAGAAUAAAGAUUAUGGUGUGAAGGUCAGUGGAGUUGAGAUCAAUCCUUACCCAAUGCAAAGAGGGGUGGAGACCACAUUCACAAUUAGUGCUUCAACAGAAACGCCAAUCUCUGGAGGGAGCCUUGAUAUUGAUGUUUCAUACUACUUUUUUGGGGUCUAUAGUGAAACAAGUGACCUCUGCAGCAAAACAGAUUGCCCUGUUGCUUCUGGUGAAUUUGCAAUCUCUCACACUCAAUCCUUGCCUGGAGUGACUCCACCUGGCUCAUAUUCACUCACAAUGAAGCUGAAAGAUGGUAACAAUAAGGAGUUGACAUGUAUCUCAUUUGAUUUUAGCGUUGGCUGGUAUAGCGCCGAGGCGGAAAUAGCUUCCAUUUAAAUGCUUGAAAUCUGUCUUCUCGACCAAAUAAUCAAUAAAUAGCUUCCACGUACCUACAUGGUGUUUGUAUAACUUCCACUAUCUCACCUCUGGCUCUGUACUAUGUUAGGUAGUUUGACUGUAAUAACUGGGAUUUAUGGUUGUUAUGUCUUUUAUGUACGUAAAAAGUUAUAAAUCCGGUGUUAUUAUAUCUA
Erigeron canadensis is the source of this 796-nucleotide messenger RNA. Its product is annotated as putative phosphatidylglycerol/phosphatidylinositol transfer protein DDB_G0278295. The record is from RefSeq and is a predicted model, not a curated record. Gene Ontology annotation, biological process: intracellular sterol transport. The coding region runs from base 132 to 602 and encodes 156 amino acids. Gene Ontology annotation, molecular function: sterol binding. The transcript has 4 exons. NCBI's taxonomy places the organism in Eukaryota, Viridiplantae, Streptophyta, Magnoliopsida, Asterales, Asteraceae.